AUGGCUGCCACCUGUGAGAUCAGCAACGUUUUUAGUAACUACUUCAACGCCAUGUACAGUUCAGAAGACCCCACCCUGGCUCCCGCUCCUCCAUCGACUACCUUUGGCACAGAUGACUUGGUGUUCACCCUGAACAACCCCCAGAUGUCGCUGGACGGUCCAGGACCUCAGACAAGAUCCCAAAGGGACAUCAGAACCGGGUCCUGUGUUGACCCUCUGGCUGUACUCCACCUUUCAGAGAAGGCAAGCUGGUCAGGGGAGCAGCCCCAGUUCUGGUCGAAGACGCAGGUUUUGGACUGGAUCAGCUACCAAGUGGAGAAGAACAAAUACGACGCCAGUUCCAUCGACUUCUCGCGAUGUGAUAUGGAUGGGGCCACCCUCUGCAGCUGUGCCCUUGAGGAGCUACGGCUGGUCUUUGGGCCUCUGGGAGACCAGCUCCAUGCCCAGCUUCGGGACCUCACCUCCAGCUCUUCUGAUGAACUCAGCUGGAUCAUUGAGCUGCUGGAGAAAGAUGGCAUGGCCUUCCAGGAGGGCGUAGGAGACUCGGGCCCCUUUGAUCAAGGAAGCCCUUUUGCCCAGGAGCUGUUGGAUGAUGGCCGCCAGGCCAGCCCCUACUAUGGCGGUAGCUAUGGCCCUGGAGCGCCCUCCCCUGGUAGCUCUGAUGUCUCUACUGCAGGAACCGCUACACCCCAGAGUUCCCACUCCUGUGACUCCGGGGGAAGCGACCUGGACCUGGAUCUCACUGACAGCAAGGUCUUCCCUAGAGAUGGCUUUCCUGACUGUAAGAAGGGGGAACCCAAGCAUGGGAAGAGGAAACGGGGGCGUCCACGAAAGCUGAGCAAGGAGUACUGGGACUGCCUAGAGGGCAAGAAGAGCAAGCAUGCCCCCAGAGGCACUCAUCUGUGGGAGUUCAUUCGGGACAUUCUCAUCCACCCUGAGCUCAACGAAGGCCUCAUGAAGUGGGAGAACCGGCAUGAGGGUGUGUUCAAGUUCCUCCGCUCAGAGGCCGUGGCCCAACUGUGGGGCCAAAAGAAAAAGAACAGCAACAUGACCUAUGAGAAACUGAGCCGGGCCAUGAGGUACUACUACAAACGCGAGAUCCUGGAACGGGUGGAUGGCCGGCGCCUCGUCUACAAGUUCGGCAAGAACUCCAGUGGCUGGAAAGAGGAAGAGGUGACAGAGAGUCUGAAUUAAGGGUCAGGACUGGACCCCGGACCUGACUCAGACACGAACUCAGAACUGAAACUUUCCUGGAAGGACAGGCAGGCCGGAAGGCCCCCUUGAUGUGGAUGUGUUCCCUGUGUUGCUGUGGAGAGGAGGAACCUGCGGGGUGUAUUGGAUCCUGAAGUGCAGCCUGUGGCCUCUCCUCGCCCUCCUUUUGGAAUUACAAGCCCCAGGGUUUGAAGUGACUUGUUCGCUGACUCUACAGCUGUGAGGCCAGCUCCCUCCAGUCCCAGCGCUGACUGCAGAAGAGAACCACCUGCGGAUGCCCGGACUCGGGCCCAGGAGGCUGGGGAGACUGUGGGAGGGAGAGAGUACAGAAGGGACAGGGCUGUGUUCUCCAGCACUUCUUCCUGGACUGACUUCCACCUCUCAGUACUCGGGCUCCACAGGCGAGGCUUGGAGUGUCCCUAAUUUAUGUGCUAUAAAUAUUUCAGGUGUACAUAGAGAGCUAUUUUUUCUAAAGCGUUCCCCUCCCUGAUCUCCCACUGAAUGCCGGUGGCCAGAUCGACUGUUCUAGGGCUCCUAUGACUGGACCAGUGAGAAGUGGGGUGAUGCCAGACCCCCCAAGAUGGGGUUCCUGGAUCUCUUUUCCUGUGAAUGGAGGCUUAGGCCUCCA
This is a messenger RNA of Peromyscus californicus insignis, 1840 nucleotides long. RefSeq names its product E74 like ETS transcription factor 3 (gene Elf3). The transcript is spliced from 8 exons. Gene Ontology annotation, molecular function: DNA-binding transcription factor activity, RNA polymerase II-specific; sequence-specific DNA binding. The record is from RefSeq and is a predicted model, not a curated record. The coding region runs from base 1 to 1194 and encodes 397 amino acids. Lineage: Eukaryota; Metazoa; Chordata; Mammalia; Rodentia; Cricetidae. Gene Ontology annotation, cellular component: nucleus. Gene Ontology annotation, biological process: regulation of transcription by RNA polymerase II; cell differentiation.